GUUUAUAUUGUGAACUAAAAGAUUGCGAGCAAGCAGCAGCAUCAAUGGCGUCGGCGCCCACGCGUAACGAAGUGAUCUCGCUCUUCCGUUCCUUCUUACGGACGGCGCGUGGAUUCACGGACUACAACGUAAGGGAGUACGCCAAGCGCCGCGCGGUCGACGCCUUUCGCCGCAACGGCGGCCUCUCCGACCCGGCGGAUGCAGCCGCUGCCUUCGCCGACGGCAAAUCGCAGCUCGUCGUCGCCAAACGCCAGUCCGUCGUCUACUCGCUCUACUCUCCCGGCUAUAAGAACGUCAUGGAAAUCGAGCGCUCGUAAUAUCAUUCAGGCUCACCUCUUUUCUCUCCAUUUAGGAAUCAAUAAAGACAUAUAAUAACGGGGGAGCGCAAUGGAUAAAAGGGAUUGUUGUAUAGCAUCCGAUACUCUAUAUGUAGUUCGAAAACAAUAAAUAGGUUCUUCCACACACAUACAUAAUACAUAAUGUUUAGGAGGAAAUGAAUAAUUUGAAGCUUUUUAUAUACAUGUUAUAAUUGAUCCUCUA
Molecule: messenger RNA, 540 nt
Organism: Andrographis paniculata
Lineage: Eukaryota; Viridiplantae; Streptophyta; Magnoliopsida; Lamiales; Acanthaceae
Product: protein ISD11-like
Exons: 2
Coding region: 45-317 (90 amino acids)
Biological process (GO): iron-sulfur cluster assembly
Source: RefSeq, a predicted model, not a curated record